This is a messenger RNA of Cooperia oncophora, 390 nucleotides long. The record is from the annotation of a GenBank genome assembly. Lineage: Eukaryota; Metazoa; Nematoda; Chromadorea; Rhabditida; Trichostrongylidae.
AUGAACGAACUAUUCAACAUAAUCAGCCGACAAUCACAAUACAUUAAGUUCACGAAGGUAGUACCACGCGAUGACGCGCUCACAUUCGUGGACGCACAUGUCGGAAUAUCAGCUCCAAAAGCAUCCUUCUCUGCGCAAAGUCUGCACAUCCCCGGGCUGUGUAGAAAGCUCGUAUUCGUAGCAUAUAUUGAACCGCUAUUGGGGGUUGUACAGGUGGUGAGGAGGAGAGGAAUUGCUGAGACUGGCACCCAAGCUCGUAAUGAUGAACGGCUGGACAGGCAUCAUGUGCGAUCAAGUACACAUGGGCAUCUUGAUGGGAGCAGGGUAAAUGAAGCUCAUCUAUACGUCAGUGCCUCGUACGAGCAGCCCUAUUCAAUGCCGUCGUCUUGA